Psammomys obesus (fat sand rat) is the source of this 1265-nucleotide messenger RNA. It is a transcript of the gene Chac2, whose product is annotated as ChaC glutathione specific gamma-glutamylcyclotransferase 2. Gene Ontology annotation, biological process: glutathione catabolic process. The transcript is spliced from 3 exons. Gene Ontology annotation, cellular component: cytoplasm. Gene Ontology annotation, molecular function: gamma-glutamylcyclotransferase activity; glutathione specific gamma-glutamylcyclotransferase activity. NCBI's taxonomy places the organism in Eukaryota, Metazoa, Chordata, Mammalia, Rodentia, Muridae. The record is from RefSeq and is a predicted model, not a curated record. The coding region runs from base 111 to 647 and encodes 178 amino acids.
UGCGCUGAACCCCGGCAGUAGCCAGCACGCCUGCCGCCGCCCCUGCAGCCGGUUACUCCCCUGGCGGCAGUCCCGUUCUGAAGCCCGGAAGCUGGCCAGGGUCCGGAAAGAUGUGGGUGUUUGGUUACGGGUCCCUCAUUUGGAAGGUGGACUUCCCCUACCAGGACAAGCUGGUUGGUUACAUCACAAACUAUAGCAGGCGCUUCUGGCAAGGCAGCACUGACCACCGCGGGGUCCCCGGCAAGCCUGGAAGAGUUGUGACCCUUGUUGAAGAUCCUGGGGGCAGUGUGUGGGGUGUUGCUUACAAACUACCAGUAGGAAAAGAAGAGGAAGUAAAAACAUACCUUGACUUCAGAGAGAAAGGCGGCUAUAGAACAUCAACGGUCAUUUUUUAUCCAAAAGAUCCCACAACAAAACCAUUCAGUGUUUUGCUCUACAUUGGAACGUGUGACAAUCCUAACUAUCUUGGUCCUGCACCUCUGGAAGACAUUGCUGAACAAAUUUAUAAUGCAUCUGGUCCAAGUGGAAGAAAUACAGAAUAUCUUUUUGAACUUGCAAAUUCUAUUAGGAAACUUGUGCCAGAAGAUGCAGAUGAGCAUCUCUUCUCUUUGGAAAAAUUAGUAAAGGAACGUUUAGAAGGAAAAUAGAACCCAACUCCUUCAAAGAGGCAGAGCUAUUAGUCUUCAGAAAAUAACAUCAAUACAAAACAGCAGUAUGUUCUGGACAUUCUUACUUGAACAUCUUAUUAUUUAAUGUUGUAAUUGCAACAUCAUCUAAAUUUACAGUUUAUUUACAAGUGUCCUAAAACAAAUCCAGAAAAUUAGCAUAGAGAGAAAGAGUUCACACUCUACAAGCGUUUCCUACCUAGAUGACACUUGAACAUUUGUUCAUUAGAAAUACAGUCUCAAUUCAUGUCCUGUUUUUAUCAGACUAACCAUGAUUUAUAGUAUAUAAGCUUAAAAUAAUGUUAUUAGAAAUAAAUGGUAAUAGAUAAGUUCCAGCACUGAUUGUUAACUUCCUUGUUACUUGGGAUUAAAUGAAACUCAAAUGUAGGCUAAAAUAAAUUGGAUUUUUUUAAUAUAAAAUUUUCCUUGAAAUUGUAAUGUGCUAUCUUCUCCAUUUGUGGAAGACGGUGUUUUAUUACAAAGAAAUACUCUACCAUGGGUUAUAUAAAUCAGCGAACUAUUGAUAAUGUCAUUUACUUUGUAUUUAUAUCAUAAUGAAAGUAGGAAAAAAAAAGUUUGGUUUUCUGAUAAUUACCAGUU